AUGGAGUCGGCUAAACAAGGAAGCCCAGAGGCUUCAAGUGAAGAAAAUUAUGAUAGCCAAGAACAAGUCAAAGAAGAUUUAUCAAGCAAUACAGCAACUACUGCUAAACGCUCAUAUGAAUGUUCUUUUUGCAAGAGAGGCUUCACAAACGCGCAGGCCUUAGGGGGACACAUGAACAUACAUCGGAAAGAUCGAGCUAAUCGAACAAGAGGCAAAAACCUUGCAAGUUCCUCAUCAGUUUCAAGCAAAGCCAAUGAGGAAAUCAAGAAUCCUAGAUAUAUGGUACCAAAUUCAAGUAUACCCACAAAUUACUAUCCGUUUUUGGAGGCUCAAAGGAAUCAUGAAAUGUAUUUUCAGCCACCUGCAGGUUCUAGCCCUAGACAGCCAUAUAGCAAUUACAAACAUGGUAGCCAGGAUUUUCUUGGGCCAAGAUCUCAAUCUUUGAGCAUGAACGAAGAGCUUUGGGGUAAAGGUCUAAGCUUGCAAAUUGGGUCUGCCAAUAUCCAAGAUAGUGGAGGGAAUAGGAGGGUUUCUGACGAUGACGAAGUCGAUCUGGAGCUUAGACUUGGACGUGACCGCUAA
Messenger RNA from Populus nigra (black poplar), 582 nucleotides. Its product is annotated as transcriptional regulator SUPERMAN-like. Lineage: Eukaryota; Viridiplantae; Streptophyta; Magnoliopsida; Malpighiales; Salicaceae. The transcript has a single exon. The record is from RefSeq and is a predicted model, not a curated record. The coding region runs from base 1 to 582 and encodes 193 amino acids.